AUGAGCUCUCGCGGGUCACCCUCAGGCGCAAGAAGACCAGCAGAGGAUUCGACAGUAUGGCAUAAUGCACAGGAAUGGCUCGAAGACGAUGAGCUCGAUAUGAACUACCACCCACCCGAUGCCUCGGGAGAUGACGACGAUUGGGAGGACGACGUGGACGAGGAUGAGGGGAUGGGUCUUGGUGUUUCGGACGACAACCCCAACAUCAAUAUUGGAAACAUCCAGAUUGAACUCACCACGGACGUUCCGGCUGAGGGAGACCAGGACCAAGAGGAUCAAACUGGUGGUGCCAGACGCAUCCCCGCCGCACGAUUGUUCGAGUUACUGGCCUCCAGCGGGCUGCAGCAUAUUCUCCACUCCAAUGGAUGGGCGAGUACCCUAGGGCAUGAUGAAGAGGAAGAUGAAGAAGAGGACGAUGAUGAUUACGACGAUGGCUAUAUUAGUGCAUUCCGACAUCGCCUCCGAGCGAGGCGGGGCCGGGGAACCGACCAAUUCCCCAAAGUACCCAGCGAUGCGGGCACCCAAUUGAUGAAAGAUGGCGACUUCGGCACUGAUGAUUACUAUAUCGAUCGGCUCAAGCAACGGAAGAAGAUCCUUGCGACCAACCUGAUGUGGCGCGAACUCGGCGUUGAUCCGUAUGGGGUACGGAAACGGGCCGAUCAAACCAUCUCUCAGCGCUUGAUUCCGGGCUCCGUGACCGACAAGAUCAUUCACUAUGACUCGCGGAGUUAUUCCGGCCAGUUCUCAGACGAUGGGAACUUCUACUUCUGCUGUGCGCAGGAUUUCAAGGUGCGGAUGUAUGACACAUCCAACCCGUACGAGUGGAAAUACUACAAGACCGUCGACUAUCCUUUUGGCCAGUGGACCAUCACCGAUGCCACAUUAAGCCCGGAUAAUCGAUUCCUGGUUUAUAGUUCAAUACGCAGCCAGGCCUACAUAGCCUCGACCGACCCGGAGGAUGACUCCGAGCCCAAUGUGCUGGACUUUUCCACUCCACCAGGCACAAGGCGACGGCGCAGCUGGGGGAGCUCACAUUUUGGCAUAUGGUCUCUACGGUUUUCUGGCGAUGGCCGAGAGGUCGUUGCAGGCACGUCCGAGGACUCCGUCAUCGUUUAUGAUAUCGAGACAAAACAGCCGGUCCUCAAUCUCCGUGAUCGCCAUCAGCACCAUGUCAACGCAGUUUGCUUUGGUGACACAUCAUCUCCGCACCUCCUCUACUCGGGAUCCGACGACACGACCCUCCGGGUUUGGGACCGGCGGUCUAUGGGUGACGGCCGCGAAGCCGGAGCAUUCAUGGGUCACACCGAAGGCUUGACGUAUGUUGAUAGCAAAGGCGACGGCCGCUACGUGCUGUCGAAUGGCAAGGACCAAACGAUGAAAUUGUGGGAUCUGCGGAGGAUGAUGACAACCGCCAAAUUCGAUACCAUCGACCCCAACAGCUACACGACCGGUUUUGACUACCGCUUUGAGCCCUACCCAGAUGACUACUAUGAGCCGCACCCACACGACUGCUCUGUGGUCACCUUCCGGGGCCACCGCGUGCUGAAGACCUUAAUCCGGUGCCAUUUCUCUCCGCCGGACAGUACCAACUCGCGCUAUGUCUACACCGGCAGCGAAGAUGGCAAGGUCUACGUAUACAACAUGGAUGCAACACUAGCAGGUACCAUUGAUGUCGGCAAGGCAACGAUCAACUCCCGGCCCCGCGAGCCUGAUGUCUUCGCGACGGCAUAUGAAAUGAGCGGUGAGAUGCUGUGGAGGACGUGCGUUCGGGAUGCAAGCUGGCACCCGAAUGCCCCGGUGAUUGCAGCGACGUCAUGGAAUGGCUGGGGUCUGUCGACUGGCACUUGCACCGCGCAUUCAUGGAGUGAUGGUUCCAUCUGCGAUGAGGGUGACCCGCCUGUUGGGCAAAGCUAUGAUGACAAGCUUCGGCCUAUGCCGGAAUUCAACGAGUACCGGGAAAACGCCCCUGCGGUGCAUGCCCGACGCCCAUUGCGCAGCCGGCCCGUACGACGGCUGUUCGUCGAUGACGACGAGACAGGAUGGUGA
This is a messenger RNA of Penicillium alfredii, 2046 nucleotides long. RefSeq names its product WD40 repeat domain-containing protein. Gene Ontology annotation, cellular component: Cul4-RING E3 ubiquitin ligase complex. Gene Ontology annotation, molecular function: protein binding. Gene Ontology annotation, biological process: proteasome-mediated ubiquitin-dependent protein catabolic process. Bases 1 to 2046 code for a protein of 681 amino acids. NCBI's taxonomy places the organism in Eukaryota, Fungi, Ascomycota, Eurotiomycetes, Eurotiales, Aspergillaceae. The record is from RefSeq and is a predicted model, not a curated record. The transcript has 6 exons.